AAUAAAACUGAUAUUUUUGUCUCGUUUAAUUAAUUUAUAUAAAAGUAACUAAAUUUUUAUAAUGGCUCGUACCAAGCAAACUGCUCGUAAAUCCACUGGUGGUAAGGCUCCUCGUAAGCAAUUGGCUACUAAAGCUGCCCGUAAGUCUGCUCCAGCAACGGGAGGUGUUAAGAAACCCCAUCGUUACAGACCCGGUACUGUCGCUCUUCGUGAAAUUCGUCGUUAUCAAAAAUCGACUGAAUUGCUCAUCCGAAAACUGCCGUUCCAGCGUCUAGUCCGAGAAAUCGCUCAAGACUUCAAAACUGAUUUGCGUUUCCAGAGUUCGGCGGUUAUGGCUUUGCAAGAGGCGUCCGAAGCUUACCUGGUUGGUUUGUUCGAGGAUACCAAUUUGUGUGCCAUUCAUGCUAAGCGAGUCACCAUCAUGCCUAAAGACAUUCAAUUGGCUCGUCGCAUUCGAGGAGAACGUGCUUGAACAGUCUUAAUUGUCAUUUUAAAAAUUUAUAUUCAUUUUGAUAAUCCAUCGUGACAACGGUCCUUCUCAGGACCAUCAAA
Messenger RNA from Daphnia pulicaria, 552 nucleotides. RefSeq names its product histone H3. NCBI's taxonomy places the organism in Eukaryota, Metazoa, Arthropoda, Branchiopoda, Diplostraca, Daphniidae. The transcript has 2 exons. Gene Ontology annotation, cellular component: nucleosome. The record is from RefSeq and is a predicted model, not a curated record. The coding region runs from base 62 to 472 and encodes 136 amino acids. Gene Ontology annotation, molecular function: structural constituent of chromatin; DNA binding; protein heterodimerization activity.